CUUCCUCCAACACCCAGAUCUGUCCCCCUCCCACCAAUUCACAAAUCCGCAACCACCCGAUCUCGCAAGGCCGAAUUCCUCUUCCCCACCGAUCCUCGACCCGAUCGUUCGCCAUGGCCCAGCGCACGCUGGAGCUGACCCUGAUCUCGGGCAAGGACCUCAAGGACGUCAACCUGCUCUCCAAGAUGGAGGUCUACGCGCUCGUCGCGCUCUCCGGCGACCCGCGCUCGCGCCAGCGCGUGCCCACCGACCGCGCCGGCGGCCGCAACCCGGCCUGGAACGCCACGCUCCGCUUCGUCGUCCCCGCAAACGCCGCGGGCUCCCUCCACGUGCUGCUCCGCGCCGAGCGCGCCCUCGGCGACCGCGACGUCGGCGAGGUCCACAUCCCGCUCUCCGAGCUGCUCUCCGGGGCGCCUGACGGCCCCGUCCCCGUCAAGUUCGUCGCCUACCAGGUCCGUAAGAUCGGGUCCGGGAAGCCCCAGGGCGCGCUCAAUUUCUCCUACAAGCUCGGUGAGGUCACCCAGGCCCAGCCAGGCGCGGCGUACGGCGCUGCUCCUCAGGCCGCCUACCCGCCUCAGCCCGCGUACCCGCCUCAAUCCGCAUACCCACCAGCAGCCAAGGCCGACGCCUAUGCCCAACCUCCAUCCGCGUACCCACCCACAGCCAAGGCCGACGCUUACCCUCCUCCACAAUCCGCCUACCCACCAUCAGCCAAGGCGGACGCCUACCCGCCACCCGCCGGCUACCCACCAGCCGGGAAAACAACCGACCCAUCCACCGCAUACCCCGCACCAGCCGGCUACCCGCCCGCUGGAAAGCCAUCCAAAACCAACGAGCCAGUCACCGCCUACCCCGCCGCCGCGGCCGGUCCGAGCACCGGCGCGCCAUACGGCGCCCCACCCCCGCAGUACGGCUACGGCUACCCACCCCCGCAGCAGCAGCCCGGCUACGGCUACCCGCCCCCGCCGCAGCAGGGCGGGUACGGCUACGGCUACCCGCCGCAGCAGCCGGCCGGGUACGGCUACCAGCAGCAGGCCGUGAAGCCGCCCAAGAAGGCCGGCGGCAUGGGGAUGGGCCUCGGCGCGGGGCUCCUCGGAGGCGCGCUCGGCGGGCUCCUCAUCGGCGACAUGAUCAGUGACGCCGGCAGCUAUGAUGCGGGAUACGAUGCUGGGUUCGACGACGGCGGUGGCUUCGAUUUCUAGGCUGUUCCAGCAUCCAUCGGCGCGCGACGACCAGAGUUCUUUUGUUCUUCGAUUUUCUUCUUCUUCAGUUCAGUUUGUCAGUUCUGUAACUCCUGUUCUGCUAAAAUCGCCAGCCUCGGCCGCUGCGCAGCGUGAUGUGGUAAUGUAAAUACAAGUACUAUCAAAGUUUAACAGGGUAUAUUUUUGCCAACUCGUGUUUUCAUUCAA
Messenger RNA from Lolium rigidum, 1409 nucleotides. Its product is annotated as protein SRC2-like. NCBI's taxonomy places the organism in Eukaryota, Viridiplantae, Streptophyta, Magnoliopsida, Poales, Poaceae. Gene Ontology annotation, biological process: defense response. The record is from RefSeq and is a predicted model, not a curated record. The transcript has a single exon. The coding region runs from base 114 to 1202 and encodes 362 amino acids.